UAUUUAAUCUGUAGAGGGAAUGCAGGCCGGUGUUUCAUUUGGUUGUUUAUUUUUUUUCAAUCAAAAACGUUUAUUUUAACAGUGUAAUAUAAUGCGAAGCAAUAAUGUCCGAGUUAUCACAAUAUAAAAAAGUAUUUCCCAUCGAUAGUAUACAAAAAGUAUACGAAUUGUUUGAAGAACAACUACGCAGUGACAAGGAGCCUGAUUUGGCUCUAUUUUCUAUCAUCGUCGGUGCAGUCGAGAAUAACUUAACUAAUGUUAAGAACUGCGAUAAAGAUGUAAACAUUAUUAACGUGUUGACAAAUAAGCUUGCCAAGAUUAAGUUUCCAUGCGUAGAAUGGGAGGAAGUGGAGGGUCUGCACGAGCGGUUCGUGUCUUUGAUGCGCAGCGGCGUGGACGCGAAGCUGCUGGCCGGCGAGUGUGCGACCCGCGAGCUGGUGAAGCGGGUGGCCGACGUGGUGUGGAACUCGCUGACGCGCAGCUACUACAAGGACCGCGCGCACUUGCAGUCCAUCUACAGCUUCCUCACUGGGAACAAGCUUGACUGCUUCGGCGUGGCUUUUGCCGUCACCGCGGGAUGCCAAGUGCUUGGCAAGCGGGAUGUGCACCUUGCGCUGUCUGAGGAUCAUGCUUGGGUAGUGUUUGGGAAAGACGGGACUGAAACAGCAGAGGUGACAUGGCACGGAAAAGGCAAUGAAGACAAGAGAGGCCGCUCCGUAGAGGAUGGAAUGCUGGCCCGUUCCUGGCUGUAUGUAGCGGGCAAGCCUGUGGUGUGCAGCCGGCUGAUGGAGCUGGCGGCGCUGGUGUCUUCCAUCAACAUCACUCUCACACCGACCAUUGAUGUUCAUGAAGUGGCACAAAUGCAGCACAGGCUACUCUGGCUUCUUUAUGAGAAUGGAUGCCUAGACAUGUACCCAAUGGCGCUGGGUAACCUCGGUGAUUUGGACGAGUACAUGAAACUAUCAAACUGCUCCGAUCAGUCAGAAAAUACACUUCCAGAAGACAACUCCAAAAGUGCCUCUAGACCGGACUCAGCUGCCUUAUACACCCAAGCAAUCCGUUCCUCAAGAACACACUAUGAGGACCGGCAUGUGUACCCAUACACGUUUCAGGGAGGGUAUUACCAUCGGCAUAAGAUGUACAAGGAAGCGUUUCAUGCUUGGGCGUGUGCGGGUGACGUCAUUCGACAUUACAACUAUUCUCGGGACGAUGAAGAAAUCUACAAGGAAUUUUCAGAAAUCGCCAACGAGCUAAUACCCCAGUUAAUGAAGGUUGAGAGCUCCGGACAUUCGGCGCGGUCGAUUCUUAAAGAUCCGGAAUGUUUUGCUUCCCUUUUAAGAUUUUACGACGGAAUAUGUAAAUGGGAAGAGGGCAGCCAGACGCCCAUUCUGCACAUAGGCUGGGCAAAGCCACUAGUCAGCACCAUAUCCAAAUUCGACGCGGAAGUUCGAGCGCAGGUCCACAUCAUAUGCAGCCUCGACGACUCCGCGAAAUCCGAGUCCGAAAGCAAAGAGGAGGAGAACAAAUGGAAUAACAACUCGGAGAGCGGGGAGCUAUCCGUCCGGGACCAGCUCACCGCGGCCGUCAACAGCCGGCCACGAGUCACCCUGCACAGCCACAAGAUGGCGGCACUGCAGCCGUUGCUGCUAGCCGAGCGGCUAAAUACGCACGCGUUGCAGCUGCAGCUAACGGCGCAGAGUCAGCUGCAGCGGCCGCAAGCGCCCGCUAAGCGGCGGGACGAUGACGACGCUAAUACUAGUCGCGCUAAGCGCGCCAGGCGCGAGCGCUGAGCGACUACAUCCUUCAUGUAAGU
Molecule: messenger RNA, 1813 nt
Organism: Cydia amplana
Lineage: Eukaryota; Metazoa; Arthropoda; Insecta; Lepidoptera; Tortricidae
Gene: Mnn1
Product: menin
Exons: 6
Coding region: 105-1790 (561 amino acids)
Biological process (GO): regulation of transcription by RNA polymerase II; negative regulation of cell cycle; negative regulation of cell population proliferation
Cellular component (GO): histone methyltransferase complex; chromatin; nucleus
Molecular function (GO): transcription cis-regulatory region binding; chromatin binding; Y-form DNA binding
Source: RefSeq, a predicted model, not a curated record